Molecule: messenger RNA, 677 nt
Organism: Dalotia coriaria
Lineage: Eukaryota; Metazoa; Arthropoda; Insecta; Coleoptera; Staphylinidae
Gene: LSm1
Product: U6 snRNA-associated Sm-like protein LSm1
Exons: 3
Coding region: 101-514 (137 amino acids)
Biological process (GO): deadenylation-dependent decapping of nuclear-transcribed mRNA
Cellular component (GO): P-body; Lsm1-7-Pat1 complex
Molecular function (GO): RNA cap binding
Source: RefSeq, a predicted model, not a curated record
CACUAACUUCUAACCUACCCAUGUUUUUACACUUUUGCCGUUACAAAAACAGUAUCGGUAUUCUCGUGCGAUUUGCUAUUUUCAAUAUUUUAACGGCACAAUGAAUAUCAAGACUGAAUUAGAAGGAACUGCACAUCUUUUAGAUCAGUUGGAUAAAAAACUAAUGGUAUUAUUGAGGGAUGGUCGCACAUUAAUAGGCUAUUUGCGCAGCGUUGAUCAAUUCGCCAACUUAGUUCUACACAGAACCAUAGAAAGAAUUCAUGUUGGCAAAGAAUAUGGUGAUAUUCCAAGAGGAGUUUUUAUUGUCAGAGGAGAAAAUGUAGUACUAUUGGGUGAAAUUGAUGAGGAAAGAGAAGCAGGACUGCCUUUACAAGAAGUGUCUGUAGAUGACAUCCUGGAUGCACAAAGAAAAGAACAGGAACAGAAACAAGAACAACAAAAACUCCUCUCAAACGCGUUAAAAGAAAGAGGCCUGCAAAUGAUGCAAGACCUAACGCAUGACGAUUUGUUUUAGAAUAUAUAAGUUUAUAGAUUAUUUUCUGUUACAUAACUUAAAAAUACUGUAAUAUGAUCACCAUACUCUUGGAUCGGUACCGCGUCCGUUUGAUUGUUUUAUGUUACAAUAUACGCUCCAAGAAUUGAGAUAAUUCGCGCUUCGAUUAAAAGAUUUUCUAUAA